AUGUUAAAAAAUUCAAUGUCAACAUUGGUACUACCAAAUUUUUAUGCAACUGCAGAGAAUUGUUUAAAUUUUCGGGAUAGUUUAAAUGUAGAGCCAAAUCUAUCAAACUUACCACCUGUAUCUAAUUGGAAUUAUGAAGAUCAUAAUAAUAAUAAUAAUACUACAUAUAUAUCUAGUCUUAAUUUACAAACAUCUCUUCCUAAUAUAAUUGAUCAUCAUGUGUUAUCGACAAAUCAUUCAACAAGUCAUUAUCAAACUGCACAAACUUUAUUAAACUCCUCGAGUAAACAAUCCUUACCAUCAUCAUCCUCAUUAUCAUUCCAUGUUCCAUCUUAUGCAGAUAGUGGUUGUUUAAGUUUGAAUGAUGAAACAAGUAUGCUCAAUGUGAAACAUUCUACUUCUACACCUGUACAUGAACUGGACAAUGACAACAAUGUAACGCCUACAUCACAAAUGAAUACAACUACAAUUAGUCCAAUUAAUAUUGAUAAUUUAGAUAGUAUGAUGAUGAUGACAAUGAUGAAUGAAACACAAAUUAUGGUUGUCUCACCGAAUAAUCAACAAAACAAUCAAAUGCCAAUGAAAGAAUCUAGUGAAAUAACACCGUUCGCUACUACUGCAUCUACUACUACUAAUACUACUACUGCUACUACUACAAAUACUAUUACUACUACUACUACUACUAAUAAUAAUAAUAAUAAUACGAACAACACUACUUUUACUGAUGCCAACAAUAAUUAUUCAACUGAACAAAAAUCAUUAAUAGUAGUUAAUUAUUGUGAAGAGAAUCAAACACCUUUGAUAAAACAAUCCAUGGAAGAGUAUAAAAGAAAUUUUGAUCUAUUAAAUACAUCAUCGAAUGUGAUUAAAACGAAACAACAGGAUGAAACAAAUCUAGAUGAAUCACAUUCAGAUAGUGAAUUAAAUUUAAGCACAGAAUCAAUUAAUCGAAAGAAUCGUGCCGAAGUGAAAAUACAACCAUAUGCUCUACGUGGUAAUGUCGAAGUGUUUCGUUGUCCUUUAUGUUCAAAAGAUGAAAUAUUUAGUCGUGGACAUUUAACAAAUCAUUUACAAGAUCAUCAAAGUAAUUUUAAACGUGAAGACUAUAAACAUGUUUGUUGUUUUUGUUUCAGUGAAUUAAGUUCCAAUAGUUCAUUGGAACGUCAUUUAUUAACUCAUACAAAUCAUCGUCCAUUCAACUGUAAUUUAUGUGAUAAAGCAUUUACAACCAAUGGUAAUUUAAGUCGACAUAUUCGUACAUCACAUCAGGUGAAAGCAACCACAGGGAAUAAUUUAACUUCAUUCACUUCAACAAUUUCAACAUCCUCACCAACUAAUCAGCCAGUAGCACAACAAUCACCACUAUUCUUACCUAAAUGGUUUCAUUCUUCAAAUAGUUUACGUGUCCCAUCUAGUUCUAAUACUCAUAACAAGCCAAAAUCAGCUGUUCAAUAUACCACUGAAUUAAAUGGUUAUCAAGAUGUUAACAAUGUACAAAAAUCAUCAUUAAAAUCAUUCGAUUCAAAUAAUUAUGGAAUGAAUUCAUCAAAAAAGUUCAAAAUUCAUUCAGGAAAUGAUCAUCUGUUAGGCAAUGUCGAAAGUAAAUGUAUGCCAAAUUUGAAUUUAUUUCAGUCCACUUCCAAUUCAAACAACAACAACAACAGCAACACUAUAAAACAAUCUAAUUUGAAUAUCAAGUCAUGUUUGAACACUAUACAAAAUACACCAUAUUAUUUCAAUGAAACUAUACAAACAGAACCAAUGAAAUUUACAUCAACUGAUUCAGAAGAAUAUCAAGCAGACAAUUUAUCAAACUUAUCAACUAGUUAUUCAAAUAAUUUAAUGGAUUGGUCAACAAGUUACAUGAAAACUGAACAACAACAACAGAAUAAUGAUAAUGAUUUAAAUAAAUUUAAUGAAACCGACAAUUGGUCGUCAUCUUAUAAAUUCAAUACAACUUCAACACUACUUCAAUUAUUUUCAAAUUAUUGGUUACAAUUAAGUAAAAAUGGUAUGUUAAACAGUACUACAACAUCUCAUGCAAGUCUAGAUGCAAGAGCAAUUCUUCCUAGUCUACUGCCUUCAUUUUUAUCUAAAAGCAAUGUGACUAAUAAUAAUAAUCUGUUCAGGUCAAAUAAUCUAUCCUCAUCAUCAUCGAUUAUCGAUAAUGAACAUGAAAUGACUGAGGAGAAAUUUCCGCAUUGUUUAUCUACUAAUUCCGAAUCGCCAAGAAUCACCAUCCACGAAAUCCCAUCAUUGAUGACAAAUGAAACUGAAGAUCAGUUGAUUGAUAAAUUUGAUAAAACUUAUGAUUUUAAUCCGACAGACUAUGAUGUUAUUUCUUCAUCACCUAAUUUAAAUCUUGAAAUGGGCUGUUUUCAUCAGAAACAAUUAAACUGUGUUAAUAAAAUAAAUCGGAAUAUAAGAAAGAGACCUCGAGUUGCGAAAUUGUGUUCCAGCAAAACAUUUUCAGUUCGUUAUAUUUUGGCUAAAAAGAAGAAAAGUCUGUCAAUAAUAGGGAAGAGAAGACAGACAAGAAAAAUUGCAGAAAUGAAAUUUCAACCUUUGAAUGCAUUACACUUUGAUUGUGAACAGAAUAAACCAUACAAUUUGAAACAAGACGAAUUAGGUGAUAAUCCAUUUUCGCCAUAUCGAUCAAAAAUUUCACAAAGUCAAAAUCAGUUUAUGUUAACAAAUACUAACUAUGCAUUUUCACCAAAUCAUUUAUCCAAUGCAUCUAGUAGACAAUCACCAUCACUUGUUCAUUAUAAUUACAAUGAUCAUUAUUUAGCUGAUAUAACAGAAUUACAAAACUAUACUCAAUCGCUAGAAUCGAAUUCUGACGAAGUACUAGAUCUUUCAUUGCAUAACAGAAGACAAAAUACCAUUACUUGGAGAAAAAACUCGGAUGUUUGUUUAAAACCUCCAGUGUUUACACCGAUUAAUACAUCUGAUACUUUGUAUUCAUCGUAUACAACCACGAAUAUAUUAACUCAAUCAGAAAUGGUCAUAAAAUCAUCUAAUCAAGAAUUAAAUCUAAACAAUAUUUUACAUGAUAUUUACAGUCUACCGAUUAUGCAACAUAUGAAAACAUUGUCCACUUCAGUUAGUAAUGAAUAUAACAGUGAUACAGCUGCUGAUAUUACUACCAUCACUAAAAAUACUUCAUCAAACAUGUUAUCAUUACAAGGAAAUACAUCAAAUAUGAGUAAAAUAUUUCCAGUUAAUUCAACUAUUCCAACAACACUGACUCAAAAAAAGAAUUCUUAUAAAGAUGCACCUAAAUUAAUCACUUGUCCUAUAGCUGGUUGUCAGCAAAAAUUUCCAUGGAACAGUUCAUUAAAACGACAUAUUUUAACGCAUACUCCUCAUAAACCAUUUGCAUGUACAAGAUGUACAAAAUCAUUUUCAACUAAAUCGAAUCGUGAACGUCAUAUGGAACGUGUUCACCGAGUCAGUUUGAAACGACAACGUCAACGUUUUCAUCAAUCAAGUAUGAGUAUACAAAGUCCUUCUACUGGUGAUAAUCGUUCUGAAUUAAGUGGUCAAAAUUCGAAUCUAAAUUCUAUUAGUCGAACUAAUAUGGGAGACAAUGAUCUAGAACUUGAUAAUAUUGAAGAAUUGAGAGAGGAUGAAAUACUAUCAAUGAAUUCCAAUGAAAAGCAAGCAGAGGAUAUCAGUAAUAGCCUGUUAAUACGAGCUGGUGAUCCAGUAGUAGAACCUAAUCCUGAAAGACUCUAUAACGCAGCACUAUUAGCAGUGGCAAAUUCAACAAGAAGUGGUUUAACAAAUUAUUUAAAUAGCACUUCGACUUGUAUAAAUGACGUUUCUCAAAGUAUUCUGCCAGCUAUUUCAGUUCAGUUAAGGCGGACGGGAAGGGUUGGUAGGCGUCCUAGGCGUGGUAACAUGGUGAACAUGCGAAGCAGUGUUCUGGAUAGAAGCGAUCAAAUGACAUUCCGUACAAUUCCUCAAACGAGUAAUACGCAUAAUGCUCUACUUGACGAUGUCACAGAACCACCAGUGGAUUUGUCGAUGCAUUCAACAUCGAAAAACACAUCUUCAAUACUUUCUUGUCCAGUUUGUUCAGUACCAGUUGCAAGUAGGUGUUUUCGCCGUCACCUUACACUACAUCAGAUAGAAAACCCAGUUUUCAGAUGUCAUUUGUGUCAACUUACAUUCCAGGACCAAGCAUCGACUUUAACACAUUGGGCUAUGGAGCACCCAAACGAGUGGGCUAAAUUUAUCAAAAAACAAAGCUCAAAUGAAAGAUCAACUGAUCUUUUAACUCAAAUACAAUUAACUUUCAGCAAAAGCAAUCAGGCAAAUGUUGAAUCAGAGCGAGAAAAUGAAACUAAUACAAACGUACAGGAGUUAAAAGAUCCAAUUAAUUAUUCCAUAAAGAUAGCCAAUUAUGAUAUGCGUUAUGUGUCAUGUUGUGUUUGUCUUCACCGCUUUGGCAGUCAACAAGAUUUACAACGGCAUAUGAGAUCACACACUGGUGAGCGACCUUUUGUUUGUCCUCAUUGUGGAAAAGAGUUUUCUUUGAAACACAGUAUGCAUAGACAUGCUCGUGUUCAUAUUAAGGAAAGUGUCAGAGUAAGUAAUUCUAAAAACACUUCAGCAUCUACAGCCGGUCAUUCAUGUGCUCCCGUUAAAUCAGAGGAGUUAAGCUAG
This is a messenger RNA of Schistosoma turkestanicum, 4674 nucleotides long. The record is from the annotation of a GenBank genome assembly. NCBI's taxonomy places the organism in Eukaryota, Metazoa, Platyhelminthes, Trematoda, Strigeidida, Schistosomatidae.